Necator americanus (New World hookworm) is the source of this 1152-nucleotide messenger RNA. RefSeq lists its product as uncharacterized. NCBI's taxonomy places the organism in Eukaryota, Metazoa, Nematoda, Chromadorea, Rhabditida, Ancylostomatidae. The transcript is spliced from 11 exons. The coding region runs from base 1 to 1152 and encodes 383 amino acids. The record is from RefSeq and is a predicted model, not a curated record.
AUGCUAGUGGCGUCAGAGUCAGACGAUCAGCCAAGAUCGCUCACUUAUCUUUCCGCUCGUUCAAUUGCACUGCUGCUCUUUAAGACAAAUAUUCGGUGGCGCCGCAUUUCCGAUGUGGCAUACUCUUUACGUGAUUUUAUUGACCAAUUGCGAUUGCCGCCAAAAGCAAAAAAGGGAAUUCGGACCGCUCUAGCAGAAGUGCUUCGCGAGGUUAGGAGAUGGAACGACAAGCACGCGGAGAUGUUCAUCAAGGAACCAAAAUUCAAACGACGUGCCAUGAACAGAAGCGAACAUUUGCGAACAUUUUACGAGCAUUUGAUUUGGAAGAUUUCCAGCAUACAGAUUGAUGAUUGGAGGUCUGCCCGUCACCUCAUCGCCACUGAAUGCUCGAAUUGGCCGCAGAUGCAGUUUCAACUAGCCUGUUUGUAUGCCAUGACAGACUGGAUAGACGAUGACAUCCGCUUCGAUAAGUAUCGUAGAAUGACCUUCAAAAAGCAACUUUCCGAUCACCCUGUUUAUGAUUUUUGGCUCACGUUGCAAGAAAGUAAUUUGGACACAUUCUUCGAUACUGCUUCAACUAGUUCAGAAACACGUGUGCCCAAUCAGAAACUUACGUUGUGCUUUCAAUUCGCAAUUCGACAUGGCUACUGCCAGCUGGUCAAACAUAUUUGGGAUAAAAUCGGCGACAAUACAAAGGAAUAUAUAGGUCUUCUACAAUGGCGGUCGUUAUGCUUUCGAGCUAGGGAUCGAGACACUAUGCGUUUCCUAUGUACCAGAUUGUGCAUAAUGAACCCGGUCUCCAUGGCUCGACUCUCAUGGACGGCAUUCUUUGAUACUUUCUACAAUUCUGUCAACAAUGAACAAAGCGACAUAGUGGAAGAGAACAAAUUCGGUAAACGUCUGAAGUUCCUCGUAGAAAAUUGUUGUCCAGAGUUAAGAAAACGUUUACUCACCAUGGAAAACUUCAGGAUCGUGUCCGACGCGUUCCGAUACAACCAAGCAGAGACAUUCGCAUUUUUGCUAGAACAUUUGGAUGGCGACCAACUGAGAAACGCACGAGAGGUGAUUGAUCGUAUUCAUGAUCGUCACAACGACACGAAUGGUGAGCGUCUUCGCCAUGCGAUGAUCCACCGACAGAUGACCAUCGACUAA